This is a messenger RNA of Spirodela intermedia, 6236 nucleotides long. The record is from the annotation of a GenBank genome assembly. Lineage: Eukaryota; Viridiplantae; Streptophyta; Magnoliopsida; Alismatales; Araceae.
AUGGGGACGGAAGAGGCGGCGCCGGCGGCGUCGUCGGAUGCGGUGAGGGAUUCGGAAGUGUUUGGCGGACGGGAGGAGCCGCCAGUGCCUGUGAAGGGGGAGGCAGAUUCCGCGACGGUGGGUGCGAGGAAGGGGAAGUCGUGCAAGGGUUACCUCUACUAUUCGUCCCAACUCAAGACGCAGUCGAGAAAGCCCGUCUGCGUCGGCCUCACCAGGACGCUGCAGCAAGGUUUCCCCCCCGCUUUCUCGUUUUACUCAUUGGUCGGUCCCUCUUAGUUUGAUCAUCUUCCUGUCUUCUCUGUGAAUUCGCGUCCGGUCUUCUUUUCAAGGUAGCUUGUUGUUCUCGUCAGAAUUUCUGUUGCUCGGAAUGCAUAAGAUUUAUAUAGAGUUUGAUUUUCUUGAAUGACUCUUGUAGAUUUGCUGCGUGCCAUUGCCUUUCGAUUUUAUUCACAUCAAAAACCUGCGGUUGGUCGAUUAUUAGCGAUUAAAACAACAGUGCACAUGGUUGGAUCCCAAUUUUUCACUCAGGUCGUGAAAUAAAGUAUCGCUUUCGGGAUCUUAUGGUGAAUGGGUCACCUUCGACUGAAGAGACGAGAACAUAUUAAUCUCAUCGGGUGUACGCGUCUACAUUUUUUGUAGUUAUAUUUUAGCUGCCGUAAUGUUUUCAGAUGCCCUGUCAAUACCAGUCUCUGGGCCAGUAAAGUUUUGGGAACCCGAGCCACUCAUUAGCUACAUAACUAGCAUCCAUCAUUAAUCCAUUGGUCUCUCUGAUAUUCAUUCCUAUUCUUGUUUUGUUGACUGAUGUACCCUCGGUCUCACGAUUUAUGUCCUUUCCAACGAACCUGUCGUUAUAAAUAAAUUGAUCACGCUUCUGUAGAAAUCAAUUGAAGAGGAACAGUUUUUUUAUUCCGGUUCAUGUAUCAAAAUAAUGUUUAUUAUUAAAAAAAUAUUCUUUAGAGGCAUGGAACAUGAGGGGCCAGCUUCUAACAUUUCAUAGAUACCUCCUCAUCUUCCCCUUGCUUUAUUGGUGUGUGUUUUAAAGGACAGAAUAUGCAUCCAUAAAGAACUAUUCCUUGAAAUGAAUUCUUUCAAAGGCAUAGUUAUCAUGAAAACACUUAAUUUGUUCUCAUUUUUGGCUUAGGUAGCCCAUACCGGUUUUAUUUGCCCUUUCAACUCGAGAAAAUGACACAAGUCGAUCCUUAAUAAUAUAUUAUACCUCGUUUCUAGUAGACACCAUGUUCUACCAGCGUUUUUGAAGUUGGGUAUCUCCUUGUAUUCAUUGAAGAAAAAAAUAUUAGAUGUAAUAUGAGUGCGUUUCAUGAUUCCUCAAAAACCCCCUUGUACGAUACUAAGAUGUUGUAGGUUUUACUGGAAGAUGAAAUACUCAAAAUGGCCUAUUCAUAUCUUGAUUACAAAACUGGGGUAAGUUAGGCACCCCUUCAAUUAUAAAGUUUCAUACGUUCCAGUCACAUUUUCUCUCAACCCAAAUGACCCAAGGAGUCACGUAUUUCAACCAUUUCUUUAAAUCCUCCAUCUAACCUUGAUAUUUCCAUUGUAUACGUGUGAUUUCUGGCAACUCUCGUCAGAAGAGUAUCUCAGGAAGAUGUCUUUGGAAGAUGUCUUAGGAAUACAAGCGUAAAUGACCACAUGUAAGUGAUCCCCUAUGCGAACUCUGCCUCACCAUGAUCCUCACCUUUGACAGAAUAGGGGUUUCCAGAAUUGAACUGUUACUUCGUGUCUAAGCCCCCAAAGAGAGAUAGCACAUCAUUAAAAUGGAUAAAAUAUUUUUACAUAAAGUAUUCUGGCCUCCAUAAGAAUGAACAUUUUUUUCCGAUUUCUCAUUCUUUUUUCAAACCUCUUUUCAAUCUUUGCAAGAUUCUUUUGCUAUUAAGCGUUUGUAGUAAGUGUCACCUCUAGGUAACAGACAUAGGUCGCCACUUGUUCUGAUGGGAAAGUUACCUUCAUGAUAUCACAAUAUUUUCUUUGGUAUCUAUAGGGACUGUCCAUUUAAAUGUUGUAUGGACAUUCUUCUGCUUUGUAAUGCGUAUCUUGACAUACUCUUUUGCAUAAAAUUUUAUUUGCUUUUUUCCCUAUAGAAUACUCUAUAAAUACCAUCUUUUUUCAUAUUUUUUUAGGAUCUUUUUUUAUUAUAGUUCGUGAAGGUGGACUUCGUCGUAUGUACUUUUCGCUCAGUGCAAUUCAGUUUUCAGAUGAUUGCAUCUGUAAAUUAUUUUCUGGCACUGGAUGGCUCUCAUGCAGAGAAACUAGUCAUCAUUUGGUUGUCCUUAUAUUUCCCGUUUUCCACAGUUCCUGGCUACAUGGUGGGAGAGUCUGAGUUGGAAGCCUCUAAAGAGGGUCGUAAUCUGUCAGACUUUAAGUAUUCAUGUGUUGGCUAUUCAGUUUUCAUGGAAAACAAGGAUGAUGCGUCUGAGAAAGGAGAGAAGCAGACAGAGUUGCCAUUCUGUGUUGGCAUUGAGGUCGAUAUCUUUACUGAACUUCUUUUGGCUCAUGCACAUUCUGGUAGCAAUUGGCUUUACAUUUCAGUAAUAAAUCAUCACUUACAUCGCUGUUCCUCGUGCAUGAGAAAUGGAAUUCGAUGCUGAAACAUAAUCAGAUGGUUCACCUAUGUAGUUCUGCAAUUGGUUCAUUGACUUUAAUUUCUAUAUUGUAACCACUUGCAUUGCUAGAAACCUCAAAGCUCUUGUAAGGUUUUAUAGAUGAGUCAUAUAUGUGGGCUAAAAGCUACGACCUUGAUGUGAUAGUUUAGAUGUCCUAGAUGUGGCUUGGUAGAGGAUAGAAAAUGGGAGGAGGUCGUAUAUAAUUUAUUUUUUUAAAACUGUUUUUAGGUAUAGAAGAUAGUUAGGUAUCCAAUAUUUUUUAGAUUCAAUUCAUUUGAUUGCACAUCUUGGUAAGCGAAAAAAUGCAAGUUAGGCUUGUAUUAAUGGCAUUGAAUCCUGCAUUAUGUUCCUUUUUUUUGUUGCACACAACCAUAUUUUUAAAAACUAAUUGUUUUUAUUAAGUGCUUAUCAUUUAUGUUAAUGCUUAUGCUAUUCGUAGGUAUCUCUAGACUCUUGAAUUUAACGAGUCUCUCCCGGUGGACAUGUAUCAGUGUCAGACCACAAUGCUACAUAACGCAGUUCUUUAUCACUUUAUCCUUGGUUGGAUGUCAUGUUUUUUUCAAAUUUACUCUAAAUAAAUGGCGGCCGUCACUUUUAAUUAGACUUGAUGAGGAAGUCAUGGACACAUACCUCAUGUGGUCAGUGAUUCCGAUAUCAAGUCCUUAUAUCUAAAUGCUCUAAUGGUAUGUGACGUGGACCAUCAUCUCGUAUUUGGACGAGUAUUUUUUUGGUAAAAGUAUGGUCUUAUGUGUCAUCCACCAUAGAAACUAAGGCAUUUUAUACUAAUUUAGUUUUUCAAUCGUUAGUACAAAUCAUUUCCUGUUGGAUGUCAUUGUCCUAAUCUCCUUAAAAGAGGACUAAAAACUUAAAAUGCUUUGUGCAGAACUUGUCGAUUUUGAGGAAAGUAGACAUCUGAUGUAAUUAACAUGAAAAAUAGAUAUUUUAAGCUGUGUUGAACGAAUAGGUUAUUGUUGAUGAAAUAGUCAUAAUUUUCACUCCAGUUCCUAUUUAUUCAGUAUAACUCGUCUUAUAUCUGCAUAGUGAAAGUUUUUUUAUUUUUUUGGUCAGCUUUUGGUGGACAGGCGGGUUUCAGCUCCUAGCCAUGCUGCUGCUCAUGCCCCCCGCAAUAGAGAUGGUAAGAAGUGUACUAUAUUUCCUAUUCGAAUGCCAACAUCAUCUAGGCUUCAAAUUAAUGGUUGGAAUUCUUUCUCGUGUUGUUUUAUUUAUGUGUUUUUUUGGUUUCAAUAAUCUUGUAAAAUUUAUUUUCUUUUUUCUAUGAUCCUUGAAAAUGGACCCAUAAUUUUUUUUCCUCCAUCUUUAUUUUUAUUCUGCACAGUCACCUUUUACUCCCACCCUGUGCUAAUAUCUCCUUUAGAGAUAUUAUCACCUAAGCUGAUAACAUCUCUACAACCCACCCUGUGACUCACAUGGUGGGAUGUAAUGGGAAAGAAAAGUCUCCCAGCUGCACAGUGCAACGCCAGAACAUUGCCUGAGAACGUCAAGACAUCAUUAAUAAGCAAGUACGAUUGUCUAAAUUUUUAUUUACUAAGUAUAGAAGCUAAAUCUUCAGAUGAUGCUCAUCGGUUUCACAGUUUAGGUCACCUAGGCCAUCUAAGCAGUAACUAGCUAAACUAAUGUAGUUAGUACAGUUAUUUAGAUGACGAAACUAACAGUCUUAAGGUAAUGAGUGCGGUUAAUGAGACUCCCAGGAUGACCAAGCUAGCAGGCUAUUGGGACUGAUUUGUUUGCUUCCAGACAUCUUGGCCUCCUUCAUCACCUAUGUUGCCAGCGCAGUGCUUUGAAAAUUAUGGCUGAUCUAAGAUCCCAGCCGGCUGGUUCGUGGACAUCCCACCUAGUUGGGAACAGAAGGCAGGAUCUUCAAACAGUAACCUGCUCAAUCAGAUCAAAGCCUUUCUAGCCCUGAACUUGAGUCCACAAACUUAAAGCAUGAACCAGGGGUGGACUGGACCAUUCUGGUUCUGGUCUUGAAUAUUUAAUCAUCAGUUGGCGUGUGGCAUGAUGGCUAACUGUAUAAAUGGCGUGAGAUAGGAUGAAUGGGCAGGGUUUGGUGGCUUCCAUGAUCCAUUUUCGAUGGAGGAGCUGGAAUAUCUUAUUGGAAAUAAUAUGUGAAUUGUGGGAAACUACAGAUAACAGAUGUAUGUAUGUUCAAGUUCGAUUGUUUUCCACAGAGUAGUACUGGUGAAUUACUGCCACAUCUUCUUUGGAAGUCUGAAGAGGAAGUUCAUGCGGCUUUCACAAUUGAAGAAGGGAAAAGAACCUACACUUAAUAUGAUCUAAAUUUGUACACUUGUAUGGAUGGAAUGGUUGGAGGAGACUGUCAAAUGACUAAGAGUACCGGUAAUUGCUGAUGACCAUUUCAUCUUUUGGUUAAGAACUGGGGAUGGAAUCCUCUGCAAACAGUCUGAAAACAGAAUGAACUAAACCCUUCACUGAAUGCUUGAACCACCGAUUUCACGAAAGCUUUUUGUUUUUUGUCCACUGUCUCAGAUAUACGCAUAAAUGGUCUGCUACCUCUAGAUUUGAAGAGAAAUUCUGCUGAACGUUUGAAAUUCUAUCUUCCCCAGAAACCUCUACGAGUGGUCAAUGUCUUGGUGGGCCUACUUUGUACCUCAUUUAUAUUGAGAAUUCUAGUGAGAGAGGCAUUUGAACUUGCCCAAAGUGCAUAAAUAGUGUAAGAUGUCUGAGUAAUCCCCCUUCCAAUUUCUCUUGAUAUUCCAUGAUGGACGAUGGCCUCUCCAUUAGUCCUCUCCAAGUCAUCUUUGCCUUUGGAAGAAACCACAUGAUGAUCUUUCAUGGAGCCUUGGGAUCUCAGCCAGUAGCAGGUGCUCAUAAGUGGUCUGGGAAAGAAGAAAUUAGCCCUGGGAUCAUGCCAGUUGACCUUGGCACAGAAGAAACUAACUGUACCAAGUACCUUUUUUGUUCUAAUAGUCUAUUAGAAUAUGAAUGUGAUAGUGUUCUAGUGAGUCAUUUACAGUAUAGAUCCCCACUAAGCUGGGCCAUACAAGGUAUUCUCACUCCUCUCUGUAUAGAAACAAUUGAGGUGGCUACAAAAUUUGUAACCCUAAUAUUUCCCUUGUAUUUUCUAGUUAGGGGAAGUGUGUUGGGGUGCCCUAUUGGAAUAUGAACGUGAUAGUGUGCCAAUUAUCUUUCAUUCUGAGGUAGGGAGUCAUUUAGAGCAAACCCUUGUUAUCAUAAUUAAGAUUAUUAAUGACGUCUUCAUGAAAUUACUAUGAUUAGAUGUGGGAAGAACCUUCUGUUUCCAUGGAGUCAAACCCUUAUAUGCUUGACGCUUCAUUGCAGACGAAAAUUACCAACAGCAACCCCACAAGCCUGCCCAUUCCAUAGGAGAGGAGUUCUUCGGCAGGCAAGCCGCCCAGCUGCCUCUUCUUGAAGUCAACUCCCAUUUUUCAGGAGCACAGAUGUGACUCUGUUUCCCCUCCUUCCCCCCCCCCCCCUCCCGCCUGUGUGCUCUGCAGGUUCACAAGGAAUGCCGGUCUGGUCGCCUCGGGGGUCUCGCGGAACCUUCACAGAGCCGCCAACUAUGUCAAGGACAACCUCGACGACAUACUGUAUCCAGACCGGCGGCGCCCCAAGUAA